AUGGCUGUUGCAAGACAGAAAGAGCAAAAGCGUGAGAAAGGGAGCCAGCAAGAGAGCGCGAACGAGAGAGCCAGGAAGAGAGCGCGAGAGAGAGCCAGAGCCAGCGAGAGCGCGAGUGAGAGCCAGAGCCAGCAAGAGAGCGCGAGUGAGAGCCAGAGCCAGCAAGAGAGCGCGAGUGAGAGCCAGAGCCAGCAAGAGAGCGCGAGUGAGAGCCAGAGCCAGCAAGAGAGCGCGAGUGAGAGCCAGAGCCAGCAAGAGAGCGCGAGUGAGAGCCAGAGCCAGCAAGAGAGCGCGAGUGAGAGCCAGAGCCAACAAGAGAGCGCGAGUGAGAGCCAGAGCCAGCAAGUGAGCGCGAGUGAGAGCCAGAGCCAACAAGAGAGCGCGAGUGAGAGCCAGAGCCAACAAGAGAGCGCGAGUGAGAGCCAGAGCCAGCAAGAGAGCGCGAGUGAGAGCCAGAGCCAACAAGAGAGCGCGAGUGAGAGCCAGAGCCAACAAGAGAGCGCGAGUGAGAGCCAGAGCCAGCAAGAGAGCGCGAGUGAGAGCGAGAGCGCGAGAGAAAGCUAA
Molecule: messenger RNA, 564 nt
Organism: Procambarus clarkii (red swamp crayfish)
Lineage: Eukaryota; Metazoa; Arthropoda; Malacostraca; Decapoda; Cambaridae
Source: RefSeq, a predicted model, not a curated record